Messenger RNA from Aspergillus heteromorphus CBS 117.55, 554 nucleotides. RefSeq lists its product as uncharacterized. The transcript has a single exon. The coding region runs from base 196 to 510 and encodes 104 amino acids. Lineage: Eukaryota; Fungi; Ascomycota; Eurotiomycetes; Eurotiales; Aspergillaceae. The record is from RefSeq and is a predicted model, not a curated record.
UGCAGUUCCUUCGCCGGUUCGCCUCUUAGCGUCUUAGCCACUAUCUGCCUGACUGCCUGCAACUUGCCAUUCCGGGGAAAUCUCGGGGUGUCGGCGGACGUUGUUCACCUUCUCAGUUACUACAUCGUACUCCGUACACCACCACGAUAUCUAUCUUUUUACUCUGUACACACACACACACACACACACACACACAUGUAUCUGGCGGACAGUUUCACAAGGGACCAUGGCUGGGACAAGGACUCCAGUUGCUCCAGUACCUUCGUACUUUGUACCCCCACGCCUCACCAACAGAUCUAUCUACUUCCUAGUACUCCGGAAAGCGGGAGGAUCACAGGCGCACGGACCCCCACGCCAUGGCUUGGAGAUGUCUUGAUUGAACAGGUUCCAUCUACUCCAGACUACAAAAGCCAGCCUAUCGGUCAUGAUUAUCCAUUCUCUGUACAGACUUGGACAGAUCUCAUCAAUCCUAUAAUGUUACACACUAUACGAACGCCAUCCCGCCGCUGAUAUCUCGAAACGAAGACAAGAAUGCGCCUGGUAAAACGACCAAA